Messenger RNA from Closterium sp. Naga37s-1, 1182 nucleotides. NCBI's taxonomy places the organism in Eukaryota, Viridiplantae, Streptophyta, Zygnematophyceae, Desmidiales, Closteriaceae. The record is from the annotation of a GenBank genome assembly.
AUGGCUCCGUCACGCCGGUUGCACACUCUGAUCCGCCGCGCACUCAAUCACAACUUCCAUAGCCAUAGCCACAACCUUAUCUCUCGUCACGUUCCCGCGCUGGCAAUUUCUUCCGCUGCGCUUGCUCCGCUGCCGGCCGCCGCCAGCGGUGCGCUUCCGCCGUUGUGCCGCGGAUUCGCGUCCGCCUCCGCCGCGGGUGGCGGAAGCGGAGCCCCGCGCGCGCCGGCGACGGAGAGCGAGGAGCUGGGCGCGAGCCGCGUGGUGGAAGCGUCGUUGACGCUGGUGCGCGAGCGAGCGCGACUCAAGGCGGAAAAGGUGCGAGGAGCAGGGGGCGCAGAGGCGACAGCGUGUCUUCUCGGGGUGCCUCUGGGGCACAACUCCAGCUUCCUGCAGGGCCCUGCCUUCGCCCCGCCCCGCAUUCGAGAGGCCAUUUGGUGUGGCUCCACCAACUCGGCUACAGAGGAAGGCAAGGAUCUGAACGACAUUCGAGUGCUCACAGACGUGGGGGACGUGCCCGUGCAGGAGAUGCGGGACUGUGGGUUGGACGACAGUCGCCUCAUGCGCACCGUGUCAGACUCCGUGCGCCUCGUGCUGGCAGAGUCUCCUCUUGCUCCGCUCGUGCUAGGGGGGGAUCACUCCAUUUCCUUCCCGGUGGUGCGGGCGGUAUCAGAGCAUCUGGGCGGCCCGGUCGACAUUCUCCACUUCGAUGCGCACCCAGACAUCUACCACGCCUUUGAGGGCAACCACUAUUCCCACGCCUCGCCCUUUGCUCGCAUCAUGGAGUCUGGAGCGUGCCGGCGGCUUUUGCAGGUGGGCAUCCGGUCGAUCAACGAGGAGGGGCGGGCGCAGGGCAGGCGGUUUGGCGUGGAGCAGUACGAGAUGAGGCACUUCCACCGCAACAGAGAGAUGCUGGAGAACCUGGAGCUGGGCCAGGGAGUGAAGGGGGUGUACGUAUCGAUUGACAUAGACUGCCUUGACCCCGCAUUUGCGCCGGGCGUCUCCCACAUUGAACCAGGCGGCCUCUCCUUCCGCGACGUCAUGAACAUUCUGCAGAACCUCAAAGGCAAUGUGGUGGCGGGGGACGUGGUGGAGUUGAACCCACAGCGCGACACAGUGGAUGGAAUGACAGCCAUGGUUGCUGCCAAGUUUGUUCGUGAGAUCGCAGCUCGCAUCUCCAAGUAG